This is a messenger RNA of Trichechus manatus latirostris (Florida manatee), 2818 nucleotides long. RefSeq names its product ETS variant transcription factor 3 (gene ETV3). The record is from RefSeq and is a predicted model, not a curated record. Gene Ontology annotation, molecular function: sequence-specific DNA binding; DNA-binding transcription factor activity, RNA polymerase II-specific. NCBI's taxonomy places the organism in Eukaryota, Metazoa, Chordata, Mammalia, Sirenia, Trichechidae. Gene Ontology annotation, cellular component: nucleus. Gene Ontology annotation, biological process: cell differentiation; regulation of transcription by RNA polymerase II. The transcript has 5 exons. The coding region runs from base 634 to 2175 and encodes 513 amino acids.
CCCCCUCCUGUUUGUUAAAGAGUUGACUGACACAAACUUGUUUUUUGUUGGGGACAGUAAAUUUAUUGAGGAACUGUAAAUCUGGAUGGAAUAAAUUCAGAUUGCAUCAGGACUCCCUCCACUUUCUGGACAGAAGACUCUCUGAAACACCUGCUUUGUUUUCCUUCUUGUUAAAAGGAGAAAAUGUCAAUUUUGUUCUCAAAAAGACUUUCGGGGGGGGUGUUUUCUAGUAUAAAGUGACUGUACAUACAGUGUGUUUACUUCCUGCAUCCCAGGGUAUUUUUCAAGGGGAGGGAGCAGUUUCUGACUGGGAGGAGUUUUUCUUCUCCCAUUUCACAUAAAUCAGAAAAUCAAAAUCAGAUGUUCAUUCUUGAGUGGGAAUCAGAUGGAUUUGGAUUUUUUUUUUUUUUACCCUUUUUUAAACUGGUGUAUGUGAGUGAACUCAGGUGUGUGUAUCUUGGCAUCUGGACCUGUCCAGUAAUAGAAGACAAACUGUUUGACUUGUUUUGGUUGCCUUUUUGGACCCGUUUCUCUGUAGCCUUCCUUUUUUACAUUUGAAGGGCCGGCCAGAGGAAGAAAGCAAAUAUUAAAGACAGUGUUUACAGUUCGUGGUUUAAAGUCAGGAGGGUGAAAAUGAAAGCAGGCUGUAGCAUCGUGGAAAAGCCAGAAGGAGGUGGAGGAUAUCAGUUUCCUGACUGGGCCUACAAAACAGAGUCGUCCCCAGGCUCCCGGCAGAUCCAGCUGUGGCACUUCAUCCUUGAGCUGCUGCAGAAAGAGGAGUUCCGCCAUGUCAUUGCCUGGCAGCAGGGAGAGUACGGGGAAUUUGUCAUCAAGGACCCAGACGAGGUGGCCCGCCUCUGGGGCCGCAGGAAGUGCAAGCCACAGAUGAAUUAUGACAAGCUGAGCCGGGCCCUCAGAUACUAUUACAACAAGAGGAUCCUUCAUAAAACAAAAGGCAAAAGGUUUACUUAUAAAUUUAACUUCAGCAAGCUGGUGAUGCCCAACUACCCAUUCAUCAACAUUCGGUCAAGUGGUGUGGUUCCGCAGAGCGCGCCACCAGUGCCAACAGCUUCCUCCCGCUUCCACUUCCCACCUCUGGACGCCCAUUCGCCAACCAGUGACAUGCAGCCAGGGCGGUUCUCUGCCAGCUCCCUAACCACUUCUGGCCAGGAGUCUUUGAGCGAUGGCACUGACAGAAAGGCGGAGCUUUCGGAGCUGGAGGACGGCUCGGCCGCUGACUGGCGCCGGGGCGUGGAUCUCAUGUCCUCCCGGAAUGCUGUCGGUGGAGGAGGGAUGGGCCAUCAGAAACGCAAGCCUGACAUAAUGCUUCCUCUGUUCACUAGGCCAGGGAUGUACCCUGACCCCCACAGCCCCUUUGCUGUCUCUCCAGUCCCCGGCCGUGGAGGUGUCCUUAAUGUCCCCAUUUCACCAGCCCUGUCUCUGACUCCCACUCUUUUCUCCUAUAGUCCCUCACCAGGCCUGAGCCCCUUCACCAGCAGCAGCUGCUUCUCCUUCAACCCUGAGGAAAUGAAACACUACCUUCAUUCGCAAGCCUGUUCUGUGUUCAACUACCACCUGAGUCCCCGGACUUUUCCCCGUUACCCAGGGCUCAUGGUUCCACCCCUGCAGUGCAAAAUGCAUCCUGAGGAGUCAGCCCAGUUUUCUAUCAAGCUGCAGCCCCCACCAGCUGGGCGGAGGAACCGGGAGAGGGUUGAGAGCAGUGAAGAGUCAGCACCUGUCAGUGCUCCCACCGCGGCCCCUGUCCCCCCAAGAAUUAAGGUGGAGCUUGCCUCUGAGAAGGAUCCCGAGAGCCUCAGGCAGUCUGUCCGAGAGAAGGAGGAGCUCGCUCAAGAAGAGGGUACUGUGCCGGGCAGGACCACGGAAGAGGGGAAAGGCACCAUCUUUGCCCGCCCAGCCACACCACCUGUCUGGCCCUCUGUACCCAGUAGCGCCCCAAGUGAAGAACCCCUGGAGGUGACUGAAGACGGGGAGGACAGGCCUGGCAGAGAGCCCAGUGCGUCUGAGAAGAAGGAAGAUGCUGUGAUGCCCCCCAAGCUCCGAUUGAAGCGGCGCUGGAAUGAUGGCCCGGAAGCCCGAGAGCUGAGUAAGAAUGGCAAGUUCCUCUGGAACGGGUCAGGACCCCGGGGCCUGGCAGCAGCAGCUGCCGAUGCCUAGAACUGGAAGUGGAUUGGAAGCUGUUUAUACUAUAAUCAAAUACAUACAUGUAUUUAUGUAGCAAGAUUUCAGGGUGGCGGGUGGGAGGGAGGGAGGGGCUUAGACUGGUUUGAUCAUUCUAGGGGCAUAGACUUGUAUUUUUAUGUUUGGGGAUGGGACGGGGGUAUCUUCUGUUGUAAAUUAGGUGGGAAAUGAACACUUUCUUCCUGGUUAGUAGGACAUGAGGAGGGUAUUGAACUGCAAGGAGGAGGGGCCUCCAUUUCCUGUGGAGGCCUACACUGUAGGACAAGGAAACUCCUAAAGGGCCAAGAUACUUUUUGGUCCCGUGAUAGUUCAGGUUCCAGACAUCUGUCUUUUCUAUUUAUAUGCGGAAAGCCAUUGAUGAAUUUAUUUUUUCUCUUUUUGCUCUCAGAGACAUACAUAAAAGGGAGGAGGGCAUGGUGGGGAGGGUGAGCCGUGAGAGACCGUUAAUAAGUAUGUUGUCAGAAAUGUUUUGUUUCAGGGGAGGAAUAAGAUAAUCUCUCAGUCUUACUUGGGGGUAGGAAGAGGUUGUUCAAAUGUUGCUUUUUCUCUUUUUCCUUUGUUGUUGUUGGUUGUCAUUUUUUCUUUUCCUUUAAAAAAAAAAAAAAAAUUUUUCAGGAAA